UUAGGGGUUGGGUAAAGAAUACUCGAAAAAGGCAAAUGCAUUCUUUGCUCUAAUUUCAUGCAAGGGAGAUAAUAAGAAACCAAAUUACAUCUUUUAGCCCCCUCUCUUCAUUUCUUUUAGAUCAUCUUCAUGAAGAGCCAAAACAACAAUAAUUAUAGCUAGGGGCACUGGGCCGGGGCUGGUGGUGGAAUACAUUGUUUCACGUCGAUGGUUGGGAUGGAAGACCCUGCCGGUACCAGAAAAGGCGAUAGUCGACGAGUUAUGGUGGUUGCAGACCCUACUAGAGAGUCCACAGCUGCCCUACAAUAUGCCCUUGGACAUGCAAUAAUUGAGAAGGAUGAAUUGAUUUUGAUACAUGUAACGAGCCCUUGUCCUAGGAAGGGUAGGUUUAGCUCACAUUUGAGCACCUUCUUCCGAAAACAUCAGUUUGAACUCUCUAAUGCAACCCCAAAUGAUCCUUCAAAAGGUGGUGGCGGUGUUGCUGGUGGCAUACUUGGUAAUAGUGCCAUUAGUGGCAUUGUUUUCGGAAGUGGUGGAGGUAUUUUUGGAGGUAGUUGGGUUAGCGAUGGCAAUGGAGGUGGGAAGGAUGAAGAUUUUUUAAAGGUCAUGAAGAAGGCAUGCGAGACAGCCUACCCUAAAAUGAAAGUUCAAGUUGAAAAGGUGGAGCAAGGAUGCAUGGACAAGGCUACUACAAUUUUAUCUCAGAGCAAGUUGUUAGAGAUUGAGCUUCUUAUUGUUGGACAACGUCGAAGUCUUCCCAAUAUUUUUAUAGGAGCUAGGAAAAAUGGAGGCCAAUUGCUAGGAGGGUCAAAGGUAGUAGACACCGCAGAGUUUCUGAUAGAAAACAGCUUAUGUACCUAUGUUGGAGUUCAGAAGAAGAGUCAAAAUGCAGGUUAUCUUCUCAACACCAGAACCCACAAAAACUUUUGGCUGCUGGCAUAAAAAAACAGAAUUCAGCAA
Chenopodium quinoa (quinoa) is the source of this 960-nucleotide messenger RNA. RefSeq lists its product as uncharacterized. Lineage: Eukaryota; Viridiplantae; Streptophyta; Magnoliopsida; Caryophyllales; Amaranthaceae. The coding region runs from base 208 to 942 and encodes 244 amino acids. The record is from RefSeq and is a predicted model, not a curated record. The transcript has 3 exons.